UAAACGAUCAGUUGAAUGUUCGCCAUUUGUUGACAUUGGCAGCAAGUUCAUUUAUUUUGCGUAUUCGUACCAGAUACCAAGGAGCAAAAUAAGGGAUAGGUAUUUCCACAAAGUCAACCAACGCACAACGAUAUACGGAGUAGUCCUAUGAUGUAGAAAAGGUCUAGUUCAGUUAGUGAAGCUGAUGUCUCUACAAACCGCUGUACAGAAAUGUUCCACCAAGCAGACAUACCAGGCAAAGUCCCUGCACUCUCUUCAAAUAUUUCAGACUAUGAGAAAAUGCUACAGAAUCAACAGUAUAUAGCAGGCUAUCGAGAUGUUCCUAGUGGUUCCCAGAUGUUGAUGCCAACACCAUCUGUGCGAGGUCCUAGUUCAGUGGAUUCUGGUUAUGAAACACAGAAUUAUUCCAGGAGACCUUCUAGUAGUGCAAAACCUUUUGGGAGAACUUUCACUGGUGUUGAUGUAGACAGUUCAGCGGUCACUCAGUCUUACAAUCCAGGGAAAUAUGGAGUUGUGACAUCACAGCAGUUCUAUGAUACAUCCUAUUUCCCCAAGGAACUACAGAAUCCAGUUGCCAGUGUUGACUAUCAGAGUCAAGGUAUACUGAGAGACAGACAUUCAUACACCAUAAGUGACAGACAGCAUGAUGCAGACCAUGGAUUCCAUAGUGACAAUCAAAUAAAACAACCAUACUCAAAUGUGUAUGUAACAGACGAGCAGCAGACAUACUCAGUAAAUCAAAGCACCUACCCAGCAGGACAAGACCAGGCAAGAAACCGACAUUCCUGCCACGGAGAGGAGUAUGACACCGACUAUACAUCGCCGAUGACAACACCUCCGACACUGAGUGAGCAUAAUAUACAUUCCACUUAUCAGUCUCCGGUGAAAAGCCAGUCGUAUGUGAGAGCUGACUACUAUGAUGUCGCACACGAGCCGGCUGGCUAUGGCAGGUCUGCGAGUUCAUCUAGUCUACAGCAGUGGCAGCAACAACACAAGGACCAUCUUCUCCAACAGCAGCUGGAAUCACAGGCUCUGUAUGGAGGAAGUCAGACAAGCAUCGAGGGAGUUUUCCAGCAACUCCGACUGAAAGAGGAGGAUUCGGCACGACUAGACCCCGUGCGUCGUGCUGCUGACAACAUCAUCAGAGAAAAGGAUGCCGUUAUCAACAGGUUGAAAAAGCAUGUGUUUCAGCUGGAGGAUGAUAAGCUGUCCCUGGAGAAGAAAUUGAGACAUUCUCUCACUGGCAGAGAAGGCAGGGAGGAAUCUGGUCAAAUGAGAAUACAGGAGUUGCAGCAUAAGAUUGCAUGUUUGAAAAAUGAACUAAUUGCUUCGAGUACACAGAAAAAUGAAGACAUAGAUUCACUGGAAAACAAACUAGGAGCAACUGAGUUUGAGAAUUCACAACUGCGAAAAGCACUGAAGGAAAAGCAAGCACAUGUAGAUUCAAGUAUUUCACAGCUGUCUGAGAAGGAGCGAGAGCUGGGAGAGUGGAAGUCCAAGUGUCUGGAGAUGAAGGAGAGUCACCUGGAGGCGCGCAAGAAGCUGGACCAGCUCGAGCUCUAUCUCGGGGAUCUGCCCACAGCCGAGGCCAUGGCGCAAACAGAGAUGAAACUGCACAAAGUGAAGCAGCAGCACCAGCAGUCGGUGAUGCAGGUCGAGGACCUGGAAACGAAGCUGAGUGACACCAGGAAGCAGCUGACCGCGCGGGACUUCACCGAGCAGGAGCUCCAGCUGACGGUCAAGCGGCUGUCUGACCAGGUGGACGACCUCACCAGCGAGGUGGACAGCCUGCGGUCCGAGGGAGUGGGCGCCACACUCUACCAGAUUCAGGAGGAGCUGCAGGAGAUGAGGGAAGAAAAAGAGAGGCUCGCUAUUGACCUCGAAAAGGCUAAAAGGUUGCUGGAAAAAACUGUGAGGAACUUGAGACGAUCUGAACAAAAAUAUCAGAAUGAUGUGCGUCAGCUUUCUGAACAGCUGAGCCAUGAGGAAGAAUCCGUGACUUUGUUGAGGGAAGACAUCGCCAGUAAGGAUGAACUCAUUGAAAAUCUCAGGAAAAAUAUCAAAGAGCUGGGAAGUGAGAACCAGGACCUGAUGGAAGAGAAUCUGAUCACGAAGGAGCACCUGCAGCACUUUGAGGCGCAGCUCACUGAUGAAAGUGUGCGACUCCAGCGCAGGCUGAUGAUCGAGCUUGGACUGUGUUUCUCCAACCUCCAGUCCCUCGUACAGAUCUGCAUGCAGCGCGUCAACGGAGAGGACCCCAACAUGUCCAUUCUCCUCGGAAUCAAUUCUUCAAGUUCUGAAGCAGAUGAUUUACCGACGAAGGUUGAAGGGCAGACACUCAAGCACUGGCUGACGAGGGUUGCCGAACUUCGAGAAGAGAUUGACAAACUAAGAGGAAUAAUCUGUAACAAAUACGCUGAAGAUAUGGGGGACAAUUUGACGUGUAAUCCACAAUAAGGCUGCUAUUCACAUUGUCAGUAUAGGGACAGAUCCAGGAGAAUGUGUUAGGGGAAGGAUACACCUUACCACCAGGAACAUCGGAGUACCCAAAAGUACAUUUGUUGUCAGGGAGAUGUUUCAGGGAAAGAUUGUUUAUACACAAUGCAUGUUAUUGCACUUAGAAAUAUUGAAGUUAUUUCCCUUCUCUAAAAUAAAUCCUACAUUAACAUAAAUCCAGUAUCUUCAGUAAAAUAACAGAUAUAUCAUCAUUAGAUCUGAUAUGCAGUUACUGAGUUUGUUUGAGCACUCUGUGAUACUUGAGAUUUCCAGUGAUUGUUUAUCAGUAUUCAAGUUGAAGUAUAUGUAUAUACCCAGUCUGUCUCAGGGAUCAUUUAUAGUGAUGCUCUACAAUUGUUACUACAUUAUCAUUUGCCUCUUUAACUUGAAAUCCAUUUUCUAAAGAUCAAGAAUACAUUUGAUUCUCAUUUUUUAAAUUUACCGUGGCAAAAUGCCAAGUAUGCUAAAUGUUUUGCAGUAUUUGUCAUCUGUAAUUCUUGCAUCUUUUUAUUCUAUUCCUUUGACUGUGAUGCCACGAUAGUUAUGACCACAGAUGGCAGUCGGGCAUAAUGACCCAUCAACUUUGGAAGAGUAACUGGCAUUUUACUUUUUUAAUACAUUUGUGCAUUUAGUCUCUCUCUUAUUUUUUUAAAUUGUAUUUUCACAGGAAAAUACUAUAUGAGUAUUAUUUUGGUAAUCUGUAUUGAAGAGAUGAUAUGUUAUAUAAUUUUUGUUUUUCUAUAAUUGUUUGUGACAUGAAAAUUUUAUAUUUUAUUUGGAAGUCAUUAGGUUAAUUACCUCAAGACAAAACUAUGCAAUUUGUGUUUGUUAUUAUAUAUUGUAAGAUUUCUUUACAAUGACAAAUCAAAUCAUUAUAUCCAUCCACAAACUGCCAGGUCCAUUGGUACAAGAGAUUUCAGACCUUCCAACAUCACUCAUGAAAGGGACGCAUGUAAUUACCAGUGUCAUGAUUGUAAAUUCGUUAAACAAAUUAUUAUACUUUUCCUACUGAUUAAUAUAGUAACAUUACAAUAAAUCAUCAUGACCAUGACUGAUCAUAGUUUUUCAACAGUGUUCUAAAUAAAAAAUAAUUACAUUGGAAUAGUUAAAAGAUGAAUGUGUUCUGUUUUAGACAUUGUUUACCACUAAUAUUUUAAGUUCCCCCUCCUCCCACAUGAUUAUUAGGAAUGAAAAUAAUUCAUGACAAAUCCCAUACCAUGGCAGAUUUGUUAUAAUGUCAGAUGUGAGCAUGGAACAAAUGUGGUCAUUGUAAUGAGGUCUGACUCGUGUUCAUAUUGAACAUAUAAUUUGUUGUAAAUAGCUCAAAUGUACAGUGAAUGGUAUUAUCACAGAACACCAAUAUUUUCCUAGUCGGUUGAUUUACAGUUCAUUCUUCUAGCUUAACUUGUAUGAAGGACUCUUUGCUUUGAAGGCCAUACGAGAUUGAUUUCAGUUUAAUACUUUAGCAAGAAUCGAAGAAUCCUGACCAACAUGUUGAUCUCGUUUUCCCCAACUCUUUACAUUUUAAAUACUAACAACAUAAAUAUGAGUGGGUCUAACAUAUGGUAAUUGCGAUACUUUAAUGAGAAGAGAAACCUGCAGCUACUUAGGCUGCUCCUUCAUUCACUUUGGAUAAGGCCAGUUCUGGAUGUCAGCCUUUAAAAUGUAGGGAAGAAAUUAAACUUUUGGUAUCAUUUCUGGGAUUUUCCAUAUUUAAGCUCAUUAAACUGCACCAUAUUUAAGUCCAUGGACUAUUAUCGUAGUUGCAAGUAAUAUAUUUAAUUAUUUUCACAUUUAUGGUAAAAAAGAAAAAGUCUGCAAAUUAAUGAACCCCAUACAAUUUUUGAAUAAUUAACUUGAAUUUCGUAAUAUCAAAAUUGUAAUGUACUGUCAGUGGCUUUGCCAGAAAUGUUUAGGUAAAAACAGAAACUACACAUUAUUAAAUGUAUCCAUCAAGAACCCAUCUUCAUAAAUCAAGGCUAAUAUUCGUUCCUCGUAUUCAGCCUUGAUACAUGUCAAGAAAUCGUGCCACAAAAUGCUUAAAUUUCAUUGAAUGCGAUGAGAUCUGAUUGCAACGAAUCGCAACACUCCUUAUAGAUUCCCUUGUUAUUGUAAACAGAGAUGGCAGCGUCGGUGUCCAGCGGUUUUCGAUAUUGCUUUCAAGAUUGUCACAUGUUACCGAUGCUGUGAUUGGCUAGAAUAUAUGCUGCCACCUCGAGAUGAAGGCAGUUUAAUAGCAGCCCCACAAAAUCCCAGUUGAUAGCAUCUUCUGUGACAUUUAAUAUUGAAAUUGUUUUACACAUAACAAAGAUUGUCAAUCAGCAAUAUGUACUCCAUUCAUAUCCUAACUUACACUUCUUUUAUUCAAAUAUGAAUAUUUUUCAACUUCUUAAUUUAAGCCCUGAGCCUAAUUUUGGAUAAUUCUUAUCUUUUCCUGUGGUAUUUUCCAUAUUUAAAUCCAGGGCUAAAAAGGAAGUAUUAAAAUAGAAUAAUAAUGCAUUCAGGCAUUAUGUAGGUAACAAUAUAUUUUAAAUGUAAACUUACCAUGUACUGAAAAAUAAUAAUAUAAGCAUAAUUAAUAGAUAUUUUAUAAAUAGUUGUCCAUUUUUAGAUGGUACAUAAUUGUUAUUGAUUAUAAAUAGUUAAUUUAAACUGUUAUGUUAGUAUAGUAUCAUCUCAUUCAGACUAUGUCUGUGAUAACAAGUUUCUGUGAUUGACAUGUCAAGUAUUAUUUCCAUGUAUUGUACAAAUUGUAUUUUUGUGUAAUAUUAAUUUAAUUAUAAUACAUAUUAUUUCAACACUUACCCUGUACAAAAACAUUCCAUCCAUGCUGACACUGGUGCUAGUUGUUUUAGCAGGAACAACUUAUAAGAAUAACUGUACAUUUACUUAUUUAAAAUAUAGAACCACUUUCUUGCCAUGUGUAUUAAAAACUGGUUUCAUGACAUAACAGCUGAGGAUCCAUUCUCAUCACACCACCAAGAGAGGUAAUAUGGGAUUUGAAAAUAGUUCAAAUACUUGCUAAUUGUUUGCAUAGUACACCGGACAGUCCCAGGAUCAUACCAAGCUGAAGAUAAUGGAGGGAUGGGGUGUAGUGAAAAAUAUCUGUACUGUUAUUGUCUUUCCUCCAGCUACACAAAAAAAAGCACACCUAAUGUAAAAGGGAACUAAAUCGGCAUUAUUAAUAAAUUAGAAUUGUCCAAACAAAAAGUAAAUAAAUAAACUAUGAAAAUAACUCACGAUAAUCAUGGGGGGGGGGGGGGAAGGAGGGGGACGGGGACCCCACCCCCAAAAACCAUCAUCAAUGCAUGUAAGAUUUAAAAUAAAAAGAAACGCAACCUUUUAGAACCAACAUGUAGAACAAGAAACAAUAAUCGGUUUUUAUCGGCAAACAUUGAGAUUCUAAGAUAACUUAUAAAAUUUAAAAUAACUUGUCUGUCAGUCAGUGGUUACUUUAAAAUAUAAAUCCAGCUAUCAACUGUAGUUUUCUUGUAGUUAUGAAUUGUACGGAAUGACAACAUUCUUAUUUCUGAAUGAAGACAUUUUUGUAUUCUCUCUCAGUUUUACGAUGGCUUUAAAAUGCUAUCGCAAAUCAAUUUUAGAGUAGCUUUUGCUAUAGCAUUGCCAGUUGUUGCCAUGAAUUUCAAAGGGUGAAGACUGUAACGAAUUAUUGUCUGUAUAUUGUAUCUCAUUAGCCAUUGACUGCGAUUAUUAGUUCUUAAACAUUCCAACAACGGGUGAAACAACAGGUGAAUGUUUAUAAAGAAAAACCUGCAAGUUUGCUAUGAAAAUACUGAAUGCUGUCAUCAAAUAGUUGUAUUUAAUUGUUUUAUUAAUAUGUUGUAUAUGUAAACAUGUUGCUAUAUGUAUAUUGUUUAAUAAAAUCAAAUGAUCUGUU
Molecule: messenger RNA, 6394 nt
Organism: Gigantopelta aegis
Lineage: Eukaryota; Metazoa; Mollusca; Gastropoda; Neomphalida; Peltospiridae
Product: centrosomal protein of 85 kDa-like
Exons: 15
Coding region: 211-2457 (748 amino acids)
Cellular component (GO): centrosome
Source: RefSeq, a predicted model, not a curated record